Molecule: messenger RNA, 1782 nt
Organism: Xenopus tropicalis (tropical clawed frog)
Lineage: Eukaryota; Metazoa; Chordata; Amphibia; Anura; Pipidae
Gene: thumpd1
Product: THUMP domain containing 1
Exons: 5
Coding region: 128-1000 (290 amino acids)
Biological process (GO): tRNA modification
Molecular function (GO): RNA binding
Source: RefSeq, marked provisional
CUCUCGCAGUAACACGGAGAUAACGUGCGGGCUGCGUGUAGAAGAGACAGAUACCAGGAAUACACAUCUAGGUGAAGGCUGUAACUGUUGUUAGCACCAGGAACUUUUUUAUUAUUCCACACCAAUCAUGAGCACAGAUGGGCAAAAGGGCAAGAAAAGAUAUAAGUCUCAAUUCUGCGGCAAUGCCAAGAGGCAGAAGCGGCGCCAUGAGCUGGAGGUUGGAAUGCAAGGGAUCCUUAUCACCUGUAACAUGAAUGAGCGGAAAUGUGUAGCAGAAGCCUACAGCCUACUGAAUGAAUAUGGGGAUCAGAUGUAUGGUCCUGAGAAGCUAAGUGAGAAAGACGAUGGGCUAUCAGAAAGUGAGGAAGAGGAUGAUGAUGCAGAAGCAGCUCUAAAGAAAGAAGUCGAUCAGAUUCGCACUUCAACAGAAAAAAACCUGCGUAGAUUUCAGUCUGUGGAAAGUGGAGCAAACAAUGUUAUUUUUAUUAGAACACUGAAUGUGGAGCCUGAGAAGCUGGUGCAUCAUAUUUUGAAAGACGUGCACACAACCAAGAAGAAGAAGACCAGGGUCAUCCUCCGCAUGCUGCCCGUUUCUGGUACAUGCAAGGCUUUUCUUGAGGACUUGAAGAAAUACGCGGAGACAUUUUUUGCACCCUGGUUUAAAUCUCCCAACAAGGGAACCUUUCAGAUUGCAUAUAAAGCACGGAACAACAACCAUAUGAAUAGAGAUGAAGUGAUAAAGGAACUAGCAGGGAUUGUCGCAAGCCAGAACCCAGAAAACAAGGUGGAUUUAAGUAACCCAGAGUAUACUGUCAUAGUUGAAAUCAUAAAGAAUGUCUGCUGCUUUAGUGUUGUGAAGGACUAUACUGUGUUUAGGAAGUACAAUCUACAGGAGGUGAUAAAGAGUAGUAAGGAGGAAAAACCCCAACAGCCCACAAAGGAGGACAAAGAAGAGAAUCUGAAAGAAACCCAAGGCACUCAAAAUACUGCACACAGCUAGAACUUUGAUAGGGCAGUGAAUUUUCAAUACACUCACUUUUAUGUUUUACGGUGUUUGAGCUACAGUACACUUGCCUUUAAGGGUGAUGGCACAGAGAAGGUUUAGUCACCCACAGUAAAUCCUGCAGUUUGGCAGUGAGUACAUUUGACUGCAAUACAAAAGGUAUAUUCAGUAGUUUUGUUAUCUGCAUUGUAGGAGAUUUAGUGCAGGCAGCAAAACAUCCCUUGUGCCAUCACUCUUACAGGAAACUGCUGUUCUUGUUUAUCAUAAGCACAACACAUAUGAUGCAAAUGUGUAAUGUCUGCAUUAAAGCCCACCCCACCUAUCUCGGCAAAGAUUGAUGUGUACCUUGCAGGAGCAACUCCUGCCUACUAUUUUGUGCUACUUGUGCUUUUAGCCGAAGUAGGUCAGUAGAACUGGAAUGGUUUAAUUCCGUUCUUUAUUCUCUGGGAUGAACCCUGUGGACUUUUUGAGACUGAAGUUGCAAUUAGUUUAUAGCCAGGUGCUGUAUACGGAUGGUCUGGUGGGAGAUUUCAUGCAUUCUAGUAUGUAGGGCUUUUGGGGGUAGUGCAGUGUAUACCAUUUGUAAAAUUCAUACCAUACUAAAGAAAUACUUGUUUUUAUUUUAAUGGUCGGUUAAAAAAACCAUUAGGCCAUGGAUGUAUGUUUCAGUUUCUCUUUUAACAAUUCGAAUUCCAAAAACUUUGAGUCUAAUUGCUAUGGUGUGCAAUUUAGUAUUGGUUUCUAAACAUUUUGGAUUGUAAAUAAAUUUUAGUGAAAUG